Molecule: messenger RNA, 969 nt
Organism: Hyaloscypha bicolor E
Lineage: Eukaryota; Fungi; Ascomycota; Leotiomycetes; Helotiales; Hyaloscyphaceae
Product: NAD(P)-binding protein
Exons: 4
Coding region: 69-851 (260 amino acids)
Source: RefSeq, a predicted model, not a curated record
AAAUCAAUUAAAAGCCACCUAAUUUCGUCUCUUGUUCAGCAUCCACUGCCCCUUCUGGAUUCCUCAAUAUGUCUCCUUGCUUAUCUCACCACUCCGUAGCUCUCGUCACAGCUUCCUCAGCUGGACUUGGAGCGGCAACGGCUAAAGCUCUGGCAUCCAGUGGCGUCCGUGUUGUCGUCAACUAUUUCUCCAGUCCAGAAAGGGCAGACAGUCUUGUCAAAGAGUUAGAGCAACUCGACUCCAAGAAGUCUACGGAAGAGAAAGCCCAACUCCCACGUUUCAUUACCAUCAAAGCGGAUGUCUCUCAAAAAUCAGAGCUCAUCCGACUAGUUGAUGAGAGCGUUGCUGCCAUGGGACGACUUGACCUCGUCGUCUCGAAUCAUGGCUGGACGAGGAUAAGAAACUUCUCUAAUUUGGACGAGAAUGUUGACGAGAGCGAUUGGGAUCGAUGUUUCAAUAUGAAUGUCAAAAGUCAUCUGUUCCUGUUUCAUGCAGCGAGGAAGCACUUGGAGAAGUCGGGUGGCUCUUUUAUUACAGUUGCGUCUUUGGCCGGCGUCAAACCGAGCGGAAGUUCCGUGGCGUACUCUGUGACAAAAGCUGCGCAAAUCCACCUCGUCAAAUCACUCGCUCUGAUCUCUGGCCCGAUUCGUGUCAAUUCCGUGUCACCGGGAGUUCUCAUGACUGAUUGGGGCAAGCAGUUCCCGCAAUCAAAAAUCGACAGUGUGACAGCAAGGAGCCCCUUGAAAAGGAUUGCUACUGUUGAGGAUGUGGCCCAGCAGAUUCUUUGUCUUGCCAACAGCUCCUCAACGACUGGGACAAACUCGGUACUUGAUGCAGGUUUGUCAAUAUAAUAUUGCCAUACGGCUAGCUUAUAAACUUUAUUCUUUUGGAGCUUGAAUGAAUGAGAAAAUUUCCUUAUGAAUUUGCUUCGAGAUUAUUCACGAUAGAAGAUGGCAUUCACUCACGCAG